Messenger RNA from Anopheles coluzzii, 7040 nucleotides. RefSeq lists its product as uncharacterized. The transcript has 4 exons. Bases 971 to 1897 code for a protein of 308 amino acids. The record is from RefSeq and is a predicted model, not a curated record. Lineage: Eukaryota; Metazoa; Arthropoda; Insecta; Diptera; Culicidae.
CAUAAAAAUCACCAUGCCAUAAAUCAGAUUAUGACAUAUUUUCAACUUUCUUUGGUAAUAAAACAACUAUUUUACUCAACGCAUGCGAUGCUAUGCUAAAAAAAAAGUUAAAUACGAUGUUUAACCUCAUAUACUCGUAUAGUUUAUGUAGAGUAUAGCGUAUGUUGAUAUCAUACUGUACAUGAUAAAUGCUUAUUGAGGUUAUGUGUUGUUUCGUCAAGCUCAACACGUUUCGUGUUACAGGGUUUUUAAUAAUAAUAUUUUAGUUUUGCCAUGGUGCCUGUGUAUGUUUCUCAAUUGUGUUAAGGAUCGUUUCAAGAUUUUUGAACAUUCCCAAUAUGAUUUGCAUCAUUUGUUUCAAAAAUUGUUCGAUAAUUUCAAUUAAUUGGGGAAACAAUUUAAAAUAAAGUGAGUUCAAGCAAUAAAUCAUCACAAGAAUAAAAAAGGUUAUCGAGCAAAACACGACUAGAAACCCUGCAAUGCACUCUCCGAUCGCGUGUCAUGUCAUAAUGCGUAAUACACUCACGCGUCUUUUCAUUUCAUGUUAAUACACUCUCAGUGAACAAGCCGUCUUAAACAUUAAGUCCGAAAACCAAGAAUUGUUUAAUCUCUUGGUUAUUUCUUUGUAAUGCAUGUGUUGUGAAUCUUUUUUUUCUCUGUUGUAAAUCUGUGUUUAUCAAAACAUGUUAUCAAAACGUAUAAAAAAAGUGGCCAGUUGUAUAGAGCUCGCGACCGGGUAGAACGAGUAAGACGCAUUAAUGGUGACCAAUACAAUCAACUACUGCAUACAACUACAGGUAGACCAUCUGAAGAUAAAGUUCAUAAAGUGUCCGUGCGUGUUGCUGAUCGAUCUGUUUACGACAAUACCCUUACAUAUGAUAAUGUGUCCGACGCUAUUUGUGAAAGUACUGGAAGCAUACAUGACAGCAAUAUUUCAGAAUCUAAUACUUCUUCGAACAACAAUGAUGAUAUGUUCAGUGAUGUAGAAAGCAUGUCUGAUGAUGAAACAGGAUUGGAUAAACAUUCUGAUGACGAUGCAAUGUUGGAUGAGCCUGAUUUUGAUAAAAUGGACACGAGUGAUUGUUUGAAAUAUUGGGCAUUGAGCACCAAACAAACCCAUUAUUCAAUGAAUAUGCUGUUAAAAAUAUUGAGGAAAAAAAUGAACAUGUGUCUACCAAAGGAUGCUAGAACUUUCCUGAAAACAAAUAGAAAUGGACCAGAAAUAUCAAAAAUUGGAGAUGGUCUGUUUUGGUAUCGCGGUGUUAAAGAGGGCCUCACCAAGCAUUUGCGUUUUGUUAAGGUGCCAAGCACUCUUUCGCUGAACAUCUUUAUAGAUGGACUACCACUAAGUAAAAGCAGUCCAACGCAGUUCUGGCCAAUAUUGGCAAAUAUUUAUGAAAUGCCUCAACUAUCGCCAUUUACUAUAGCAAUUUAUGCCGGAAGAUCAAAGCCAAAUGGUUUGGAUAAAUAUCUGAAGCUAUUAGUGUCAGAAUUAAAUACCCCUAUUGAUGGAGGAACAAUUAUUAACCAGACAAAAAUAGCAAUUCGAGUGCGAGCCGUCAUAGCAGAUACUCCUGCUAGAUCGUUUAUCAAAGGUGUAGCGAAUUUUAAUUCUGCCGAUGGAUGUCUCAAAUGCACAUGCGAAGCAGAAUUUAAUGAGGAUGGUAGGUGCAUGGUUUAUAAAGGAGUUAACGCCCCUCCAAGAACUGAUAGAGGUUUUAGAGGUGAAGAAUAUGGAAACCAUCACAAAUGUAGGUCACCAUUCAUUGAUUUGAAAAAAUUUGACAUUGUUAAAGGCAUACCAGUAGCAGAUAUUCUUCACUUAAUACAUUAUGGUAUGGUAUGGUAUGGUAUGGUAUGCGCCGUUUUGUUUAAGGAUGGAGGGAUGGAAAAUUAGGAUUAUAAACCAAGUGGUCAGCCCAACUUGCGGAAGAAAUAUCUUCUUUGCUAGUCAAAAUCCGACUUCCAGUAGAAAUACAUAGGUCAUUUCGAGGAGUUGAUAUGGCGCGUUUUUGGAAAGCAACGGAGUAUGGAAGUUUCCUCAAUUACGUCAGCAUUGUAAUUUUGAAAAAUCGAAUAUCUGAAAUGUAUUUCGAACAUUUCAAACUGUUUUUUUGUGCGAUUACAUUGAUGUCGUCAAAAGCAUACAUAAAUAAUUGGAAAAUGGCAGGAGAAAUGCUAAAUAGAUUUGUAAUCGAUUUCGAAGCUCUUUACGGGGAAAGAUAUUUAACAAGUAAUAUUCACAAUUUGCAACAUAUAUGCGAGGAGGUUUUGAAGUUUGGUCCGUUGUAUUCCUUUUCUACAUAUCCGUUUGAAAAUCAUCUUCAGAUAUUAAAAGCUUUAUUGAGGUCAGGUUACAAUGAAAUUCAACAAGUUGAAAUUCAAAAGGUUAUCAGAGUUAGAGGAGUUUCAUAUACCAACUUCGUUUGCUUCGAAAAAAGUGUCUAAGCCAAGCAUAUUUGUGCAGAAGAAUGGAAAGGUAGUUUUAAAAUUACUAAAUUACAUAUUACGUAACGAUGAAUGCAACUCAUGGUUUUUAACCAAAGAAAAUUGUAUUGCAAAAUUUUCAAACGCAGCACAAGUUGGAAAUUCGAUUCAAGUAUGCGGAAGAAUGCUCAACAACAAGUCCGAUUUUUUCAGAUCACCAUUUCCAUCAAGUGUUUUAAAUAUUUACAAGGGAUUCUCAAAUGAUUUAUCGUUGAAUGAUAUCCAGUUGAGUGUGAGUGACAUAAAAUGCAAGCUUGUUGCAGUAAAUUUAGAUCCACUUUCGGAAACAGUUUUUAUUCCAUUAAUUCAUUCUCUUAGCAUUUCUUAACUUCAAAAACUCUCAUUCUUUGAAUAUAUCAUAAUUGAUUCUUUAAGUUCUUUGAAAAAUCACUGCCAGAAAUAAACAUAAGUUCGAUUAAGUGUAAGAGUUGUUUAGUAUGUUGCGUUAAUCAGUAUGAACGCAGUAUGCAGUAUAGAGGGAAUUCAAGCAAUAUUAACGGUUUUUUUUUAAUUUUUUUCAGUCUGCCUCUUAUGGUUGGUAGGUUUACGCACUCCUUGAAUAUUCAAUCGUUGUUUUGCUUGCUUCAAUUUACGUUCAAAAAAUUUUGAUAGCAUAUUUUCGCUAACCUUAUGAAAUUUAGUGCUUCCAAUAGUCUGAAACAAAUUCAUCAGAUUUCUCAACAGUCUAAUUUCAAACUUAGUGCAACCUUUCCCUAUACCUGUCCAACUACAUUCUACCAAUAGUGUUUUUUCGAAAAUUAAAUCAAGGGCUUCCAGCAUCCUAUUUUCCACAUCCGUAUCUAUGAUUUUAGAUUUCAGCCAAUCCUACACCUGUUGAAAAUAAUCUGUUUCUCCUAAUCUUUCAUCGCACUGCAUUGGAUCUUUCUUAUUAGUUAGACGAUUGAAUUCAAAUUCUAAUAUAUUACUUCCAUUUACUUCCACAGCUUGGGCUUUUGUGUUAAGCAGCAUUUCAUUUUGGCGUUCUAUUAUGCUCAUCUUUUUCAAAAUUUUUUGUUGCCCUUUUUGAAGAUCUUCAUAUGCUUCUUUCUGGAACUUUACUAAUGCUUCGAAACAUGGACAAUGAGAACAUUUCCAAUUUUUCUCAGCAACAUUUUCAUUUUCUAGGUGAUCGUUUAAGUAUUCCGCAUGAAAAUUAGCUGUGUCGAAAUCGUAGUUUACAGUUUCCAUAGCAUUGUUUUCUAAAACGCGCUGUGCGAAUAUUUGCUCAUAAUUUCCAAUUGUUAUAUGCUGUGUUGUGCCUUGUUCCAUAUAAUCGGUUGAUGAUUCGUCGGACAUUUCAGCUAAAAUUUUCGUCCCAGUCUCGUAAGACGAAAUGUUUGAUCUUUUCACACAGCAUUCUUGUCUUGUCCAUCCACUUUCAGGAACACUGUUAGCAUUUCGCACCAGUUUGGAUGCCAAUUUUCCGGGAAUAUUGGGCCAUAACAAGUAAUAUUUUCCACUACUAGUUCCCUGCACCCAUCCAUCAGGCACAAGACAUAAUUCUCCAUAUCCCUUAGGGCCUAAGGUCUCCACAAUGGAAAAUCCCAUUGUUAUGAUCCUUUAAUAGUGAAAAAUGAACAAUUACUUUAAAACUAAAUUAUAUGUCUUACUUUAAAUAUUACCUUACACAGGACACUAGGUUGUCAGCUGACCAAGAGCAAAUUUAAGCACAAUACCUGCAGAAUUGCAAAAUACGCAGUGCUUGUGGUAUUCAGCCUCACACAAUUGAAAAAUAAAAAACUUGCUCCUCUGACUUAUUGUUUUAUUCUGUGAGAACAAUGCAUGCAAUGUACCAAAUUUUCCACGAAUUCUUUAUACUCGAACGAUUCAGUUCGAGGGCAAAAAAGGAAACUCGAGGAGGUUGUGGGUAUGAGAAGCAGGCAAUAAAGUAAUGGAGCAGGAUAGACAUAUAUUCCAUCCUUUUCGUAGUUUCGUUAAAUUUGAUCAUUUUCGUUAAAAAAAUGCCGACGCCAUUUUGAAUUUUAACGAAAAAAAUGAACGAAAAUCGACGAAGAAAAGAUGACGUUACGCAGUAAUUUAAGCCCUGGAAUUACUGCUGUAUGGAAAGCUAAAAGUAAUACUUUUAGGCAUACUUUUAACGGUUUAUUAACAGGAUUGUGCUACUUGGGACGUUACUCUGAUACGACCGAUAGCGGUAAUAAGAAGCUCCAUCCUAAAUUCAGGGGACCUUACGUCAUCCAUAAAGUGUUGCCCCAUGCUAGGUACGUGGAACGCGAUGUAGAAGGAUGUCAACUCACACAACUACCCUUCGAUGGGGUUCUAGAAGCGAAUAAGUAGCGACGUUGGACCGAGUCCAGUGAUUAGGAAAUUGAGGGCAGUUUAUUGUUCAGGAUAGCCAAGCUGUAACAUCCGGACUAAUCGGCCUCAGCACAAUUUUUCGACCGAAAAAAUUCGAUAGGCGCUCACGUAAAACUGACAGUAAAACUAUUUCUUUCAUACUCUUGCAUGAAGUCGAUUCCCAUCGAGUUCAGUACUUAGUGUAGGCAAACCAUUUUUUAAAACAUUUAAUAAAUGAUUUUUUACCACCCAAAAUAUUGAAAAAGAACCAGAACAAUUACCAACUUGCUUUUACAUAACGUUUUUCAAAACCAUUAACCUUGAUUUAUGGCAUUUUUCUGAUAUUCGAAAAUUUCCGCAGCUCAAUGAGUUGCGGAUUUUUCGCCAUACAAAGCGGAACGAUCGAAUUUUUUGUAGCAUAGUUCAUUUUGCUCGUGAGUGUCAUGGUAUACCAGUUUUCAAAAAGACCAGUAAAAUGAACACCUUUGCGGCGAAAUGAGUGUCAAAUGACACCAAAAUGACAGCCGGAUCGAUCGAAUUUUUUCGAUCGAAAAAUUGUGCUGAGGCGGAAUAUCGCCCACUGUGCACUCAACCCGAACCCCGAACGCAGCGGUAUAAACGCAUUAUACCUUGACCGAUGGAGCACCCGGUGUGCUAGAUGAACUGUCAUAGAAUAAAGAAUAGAACUCUUCUUGGCGCGACAUUGAACUGAAUAGAUGUAAGCCACUGACUUCUGCGUAUAAUUAUUUAUGUGCUCUUCCGAAUUGUGCUAGAUCUUAUUAAAACGGCCAAUUAAACAUCCGCCACCCGUAAAACGCUUGGUCUUUACCGCGAGGCCACAUGAGGUGAAAUAUACAGCGAAAUGAACUAUUUGACAGGCGAAAUAUCUGACAGAUAAAGCAUCACAGCAACCAGCUGAUGUGCAAUGUUAAUUAAUUAAUUAACUUCAAUAUCGAGUACAGUCUGUUCCCGAGUUACGCGGUUCUCGACUUACGCGGAUUCGGAGAUACGCGGUUUUCUAAAUUUGACAGAUCAAAUGUCAAAUCAGUACAAUUUGCUUCAAGUUCGGUAUGAAUUGCAUUUUUGCUAACAAAUUGAAACCGCUUAAAAGCCAGAAAUAUUAGAAUUUUUCGCACAAAUCAUAUCAAAUAAAUGAUAAAAUGUAUAAAAGUACUAAAUAAAAUCAAAAACUCUGAUCAAUGAAUAGUAGUUUAUUCAAAAAAUGUGAAAUUCGACUUACGCGGAUAUUCGACUUACGCGGAUUCGCCGGGAACGCAGAAACCGCGUAACUCGGGAACAGACUGUACUUCAUCAAUUUUGAGUCAACAGUUCAUAAUUUCUUCCAAUUAGGGAAUGUUCUGCUUAAGAAGAUAUUAUUUUUAAUAGAAUUUCGAAAGCGGAUGUUGUGUCUCCCCCAACCCUUUAGCUGGUCCUGUCAGAUAUUUCACUUGUCAAAUAGUUCAUUUCGCUGUAUAUUUCACCUCAUGUAGCCGCGCGGUUAACAUAUUUUGGCUAGAAAUAACGUGAUUCGACUUACGCGGAAAUUCGAGACACGCGGUAUUAUGCUGCCGUUUUCAGCCCCCAUAAAUCGUGCAUCUCGGUGUCCGCAUGUAUGUGAUUAUCGUGCAAUUGUUAGCUCUUUUGAUGAUAGUUUAUUUUAACAAGAAUGAACAACAAAAGAACUCGGUUUAACCAAAAUAAACUUUAAACGACUUUAUUAUUCCUUUAUUCGCGAUGCCGGAUAUUGCUUACCUAAGAAACCCGUUACUGAAUACGUCAAAUAUGGAAUAUGGAAUACAAGGGUAUGCCGGUUGCCAACUUACGUGUGUAAUUUUGGUUUCAAACCAAGGUGUUAUAAAUGACAAGGUGAAGUUGUUCAGAGCAAAAUGACAUUUCUCGACUUGACAUUUCUCUUCCUGGGGCUCCGGUAUAAAAAUCGGGGAGGACUGGUGCGGGGUAAUGAAAUUUGUAUGCAGAGAGUGACAGAUGUCCCCCACAAUGUCGCCCAGCAAAAGCGAUAAAAAUCAACCUUCUAAAUACAUUAUCCUUGUUUCAAACUAUAGGUGCGUGAAAAUCGCUAGAUUCGAAUAGAUUUGACAUAUGAUGUUAAUGAGUAAUAAAAAAACAAUGAACAUAUGUUACGAUUGUUACAUGAAAUUCCAAUAUUAUUUAAUACAUACUAACAACAUUUAAGAUUCAUUUCUUUUCUUAGCCAAGUUCUUAGCAGCAAUUAUUGUAUUUUUCAUCAGCAUCGC